AUGGCUGACGCUUUCGGGACGAGUGCUAGUAUAUAUGAGGGCGUUUGGACAGACUGGUCAAGGGGCAAAGUAUGGGGACUCACAUGGACGCUCUGCCCAACGCAAGCCACCCUUUUGACCAACGCCUUGGCGGUUUUUGUCACGAUCAGCGGGAUUCGGCUAUGGACCAUCAUCCGAUUCAUCCUCUAUGAGCUGAGUGCCUCUGAACGACAGGGAAUGAGUCCGCAUCUCCGCAAGCGACAAGUCAUUCUAAGAAAUGCAGGCUCGGACCUGGCGACAGCAUGGCUCAUGCUGAACCUAGCCUGUUCAUCUCGACGGCGGCACACCAACAGGCGACGUUGGAGCACAUAUGGCAUUGGUCUCUUCGCCAUAACCUACACGGUGCUGUUUUGGAUUGCGGGCGUCUUCUCUAACAAGGCAAUCAGUGCCACGAAAGACGGCAGGUCGGCGGUGCUGGCACGAAGUAAACGAUGCGGAGUGUGGAACGAAACUUACCGCGCUAUCGCACAAGAUUCGCUCUUUUCCAACGAGUUCGAGUACGGUCUGUUUGUUCAGAAUGCAGCUAAACAAAGACAUGACAUCCAACUCAGCCUCGGCUAUGCACAGGAAUGCUAUCUGUCUCAAGCUUUUGCCGACGGCAUGUCACCCACCUGCAACACGCUGAAGACUUCGAGACUGAAUUGGACUGUAUGGGACAGUACGUGCCCUUUUGCACCGCACCUGUGCCAUAAGGACUCGAAGGUCAUUGUUCUGGAUACUGGUCUAAUCGACUCGCACGAAGACCUUGGCAUCAACGCUUCUCCGGGCGACCGCUUAAAGUAUCAGAGGCGAACAACAUGUGCAGUGCUCGACGACAGCGGUUACAUAAGAGGCUGGGACGGUUCGAUCACGAAUAGUUCAAGUCCCAAACCUGCACCAGACGCGGCGUUUGCCUACUAUGGGCCCUCCUUAUAUAAAGAAGGCAAUUGGACAUACUCCUACUCGAACUUCGCAUCCUUCUACAACGACUUCUCUGCCCAAGUAACGCUCCCAUAUCAGAUCGACGUCGAGAUGGCCUACGCAGUUGCCGACCCACAAUACAGCUUUGGCGAUUUCGAGCCCAUCCCGGAACUAGUGCAGGCAAAGGCCGACUUGAACAUGUUCUUUCUCAGCUUCACCGGGAUGUACCUGGACCCCAUCGAGGAUCCUUGGUUUUCUGCACACAGAGAAGCACAUUUUCCCAACCCGAAUGUUUUUCUGCAGUCCCGAUUCUCACGCGACGCGGCGAUCAGUUCUCUUGGGUGCACAGAACAGCAUCGCUUCUGCAGCGGCAACAGCAGCUGCACAGAAUUUGGCGGAUUUGACCAAGUCCAAAACAACGGAACCUUCAAUGCCGGACUUUCACCUCAUCAAAAUGUUACCUUCGACCGAAUACUACGUGCCGUAACCUACUCUGGGCUGAGAAAUGUGGUUAUGCAACUGGAAACGACGACCACGCCGAUGCUGGCGACCAACGUGAGCAUGAGCGGGCAAUCCGGUGCGGUGGUCUCUCCAGGACUGCCGGACAACCAGUGGACGCUCGAGGUGGGCUUCUGGCACUCGAUUGCCAUGGCACAGCUGCAACGAGAAGUCGUCCAGUGGGCCACAGGACAGAUUGCGCCAGAGCCGCAGUACUCUCAAUAUCUGCUUCCUCCCACCGAGGAGCCAGACAAAUGGUUUUGCAAGAGCUUCAUGAUUCAGUCAAUCGUCUAUCAGUCCUUCAGCCUGCUAGCCAUCAUCCUGAUCGUCAUCUUUGGGACGUUAGCAAUCGUUAUCAGUCUUACCAUCGAAGACAUCGCAGCGUUGCUGAGGAAGUGUUUCAGGAAGUCACCUCCGCCGAGGAGCUGGGAUCAUUUUGAUAUGCUUGGGGAUCGUACCCCUGUAAUACCUCGAUUCCAGCCAGAUGAACGUCUGAGCCGAACAACUUCUCGCCGGCACAACCCUAACAGGGGCCUUGAGCUCAAAACGAGAUUUUCAACACCAGAAAUCAAUCGCAUGUCCUCUCCUACACUACCUCCAGAUGAUCGCACAAUCUCCAUCUGGAACGCUCAUGCGAACUCUUCGCACUUGAGUCCUCCGAAGACGGGUGAAGCACCUCCCCGUCCAGCCAGGGAAUCCUGGAUGGCCAUCAGCCUGAAUGAGUUUGAGUUCACGACUCCGGAUACUGCGAUCCCGACACUUCGUAGCGAACGUCAAAGGAGGAUGGCCAGGCCCAUAGCAUCACCACCUCCAGUUGUUGCGCCGCCCUAUGCUCGACGUUUCGAGCGCGACACGGCUGUUAACUAUGAUACAUGGGUUUGA
Molecule: messenger RNA, 2319 nt
Organism: Cladophialophora yegresii CBS 114405
Lineage: Eukaryota; Fungi; Ascomycota; Eurotiomycetes; Chaetothyriales; Herpotrichiellaceae
Exons: 1
Coding region: 1-2319 (772 amino acids)
Source: RefSeq, a predicted model, not a curated record